AUGAGGAAUGGACAUAAGUCAUCUAUGUUAUGCCCAUGUGUUGGCUGUAAGAAAGAGAAGCAAUACUCGAAUUCGUUAUCGGUCCAUGCCCACCUAAUUCUUCGAGGCUUCAUAGAUGACUACAGAUGUUGGAACAAACAUGGAGAAGAAGGUGUCAACGACCGACAUGGUGAGGAAGGACUUCAUGAAACUUGUGACGAUGGCAAGGAAGCACCCUUUGGCAAUGAGGAACUAUGUGAUGAUGAUGUAGCAGAGAUUGCUGCCAGCCCUGUCCCUAUGGUUGAGAAUUUGGAGAAGAUGAAAAUUCAUGCUUGCAAGAAUGUGUGCAUCCUGUUCCGUGGUGACAAUGCAGCCCUCACUGAAUGCCCCAAGUGUGGGAUCUCUCGUUACAAGCGAAGAAAUGACAAGGGUGAUGACGGCUAG
Messenger RNA from Miscanthus lutarioriparius, 423 nucleotides. NCBI's taxonomy places the organism in Eukaryota, Viridiplantae, Streptophyta, Magnoliopsida, Poales, Poaceae. The record is from the annotation of a GenBank genome assembly.